This is a messenger RNA of Mauremys reevesii (Reeves's turtle), 1266 nucleotides long. Its product is annotated as ribonuclease H-like. Gene Ontology annotation, molecular function: RNA-DNA hybrid ribonuclease activity; nucleic acid binding. Gene Ontology annotation, biological process: DNA replication, removal of RNA primer. The record is from RefSeq and is a predicted model, not a curated record. The annotation marks the transcript as partial. The transcript is spliced from 2 exons. NCBI's taxonomy places the organism in Eukaryota, Metazoa, Chordata, Testudines, Geoemydidae.
AAAGCAGCUUUGCAGAACUCCCCUACGCUGUUCGGCCAGGCUCUGGCCAAAGACCUGGAGGAGUGGAAUACUCCGGACGGGAUUCUCCUCCUGCAGUAUGUUGACGACCUGUUAAUAGGGGCGGUGGGAUUAACCCCUUGCCUCCACGCCACUGUGAGCCUCCUGAACUUUGUUGGACUCAGAGGAUACCGGGUAGCUCAGAGCAAGGCUCAAAUUGCCCUCUCAGAAGUACAGUACUUAGGAUUUCACAUAAGACAGGGGGAGAGACAGCUUUCAAAUGAAAGAAAAGGAGUAGCCCUGGGAGUGCUUACUCAAUUAUUAGGCACUUGGAAACGUCCUGUGGCAUAUUUCUCUAAACAACUGGAUCAAGUUGCCAAGGGGUGGCCAGCUUGCUUGCGAGCUGUCGCGGCAACUGCCCUAGUGCUUGGUGAAGCAGAGAAACUGACUUUGGGGGGGACUGUGCAGGUGUAUACCCCUCAUAUGGUUCAAGCCCUGCUGGACACUAAGGGUGGUCUCUGGCUCACGCAGGCUCGGGUAGCUCGGUACCAGGCUAAACUCCUAGAAAAUCCUGAAGUUACCCUGCAGACCUGCCCCUCCCUCAACCCAGCCACUAUGUUACCAGAAACAGAGGAGCAGGAACAUGACUGUUUAGAAAUCAUAGAUGCCCAGUACUCCAGCCGUCCAGAUUUAAAAGAUCAACCGCUCUCAAAUGCAGACUGUGAAUGGUAUACUGAUGGGAGCAGUGCUGUCAUAGAUGGGCAGAGGAGGGCAGGCUAUGCUGUUGUGACCCUCUACGAUACAGUGGAAGCAGAGAGUUUACCUGCUGGAACAUCUGCCCAACUUGCUGAACUUGUAGCAUUAACCCGUGCACUUGAACUGGCAAAAGACAAACGGGUUAAUAUUUUUACUGACUCAAAAUAUGCUUUUGGGGUAUUGCAUGCUCAUGCAGGUCUGUGGAAACAAAGGGGAAUGCUUACAGCUCAGGGGUCCCCGGUCAAGCAUGGGACACAGAUUCUCCGGCUUCUGGAAGCGGUGCAGCUCCCCUCAGAGGUAGCAGUGGUGCACUGCAAAGCUCAUCAACGAGAAGACCAGGACGUAGCCAAGGGCAACGCCAGGGCCGACAGGGAAGCCAAGCGGGCUGCCACCCUGGAACCAUUGGAAGCUGAGGAGGCCCAUGUGCAUGCCCUCAUCCCAUCAGUGGGUGAGCUCCCAGCCCCUCAGUACUCUCGAGAAGAAAGGAAUCUGGCCGACUCCCUUGGGCUCCAG